AUGGAUCAACCCGACCCGAAAAAUGGCUCUGGAUUGGUUAUCUCCGCCACUGAAACGAUGCGGUCGUUUCUCGCCAUCGCCUCCGGUGAUCUUCGUCUCUCCCAAGAACUCAGAGGAAUCGCUUCCGAUCUUCGUUCGAAGAACACCAUUCCGUACAAAUUACUCCGAGCUAUAUGGACCGGAUCCGAUCCGUCGACCAGACCGGAUUUGUUGGGGCUUUUCUCCGGCUCCGAUUUCGUCUUCAACCGUCCCAAACCCAGAGAGAAGAAUGCGGAGAAAUUUGACCUAGUUAGAUUCUGUUUUUGCUCUGAAGGAGAUUAUGUAGAUGAUACUGAUCAAUUCAGCAACAAAAGAGAGCCUUUCUCCUCUUACAAAGACCAGCUCGGUUUCGGUUUACAUGUGGGUCUUACCAUGUUCACUGGAUAUUUGGUUGGAUACGCUUCUUUCAGAGCUUUAUUCAACCGCAACCCUGCUCUGAGUGCUGCUGGUGGGAUUCUUGGACUAGUUUUGGCGAUGCUUGUGGAAACUCUUCUGUUUAUAAUCAAAACGUCUAGAGAUGAUAAGAUUCAGGACUCUAAGUCGUUCACUCAGAGCUCUCCAUCAUUCACUCCCACUACUACUAAGAAGAAUCAAUAGAGAACUUUGUUUGCGUUCUGUUCCUACUGAGAAAAGAGAGAGAGAGAUUUGUAGAGAGUUUAGCUUUGAUACGUACGUGAUAUAAUCAUACCAGUCUGAUUUGGGAAUUUUUUUUGUAAUCAUAUGACAAGAAAGAAACACAGAAUUUAU
Messenger RNA from Camelina sativa (false flax), 786 nucleotides. Lineage: Eukaryota; Viridiplantae; Streptophyta; Magnoliopsida; Brassicales; Brassicaceae. The record is from RefSeq and is a predicted model, not a curated record.